AUGGCUGCCAACGGCAAUGGCGAGUCCAACGGCUAUGCCACCGGCACCGGCACCGAGAAAAUCAACACCGAAAUCGUCACCCUCACACGUUUCCUGACCGAAGAGCAGACGAAACACAAGGAAGCCACCGGUGACUUCACGCUAUUAUGCCACGCUCUCCAGUUCUCCUUCAAGUCCAUCGCCUACUACAUCCGCCGAGCCACCUUGAUCAACCUGACCGGUCUGGCCGGCUCGUCCAACACAACGGGUGACGACCAGAAGAAGUUGGACGUCAUUGGAAACGAUCUGUUUGUUGCGGCCAUGCGAGGCUCCGGAAAAUGCAGAGCCCUCGUCUCGGAAGAGGAGGAUGAGAUCAUAUACUUUGAUGAGAGCCCGAAUGCGAGAUACGUAGUCGCCUGCGACCCCAUCGAUGGCUCGAGUAACCUCGACGCCGGUGUGAGUGUGGGCACGAUCUUCGGUAUCAUGAAACUGCCGGAAAAUGUGGUCGGAAACAAGCCCAAGCCAGAGGAUCUGUUGAUGCCAGGAACAGAGUUGAUUGCUGCCGGAUUCACCAUGUACGGCGCCUCGGCCCAACUAGUCAUCACCAUGAAGGGCGGCUCUGUCAACGGCUUCACCUUGGACAACGCUCUAGGUGAAUUCAUCCUCACACACCCCGACAUGCGUAUCCCCAGCAAACGCGCCAUCUACUCGGUCAACGAAGGAAACAGCUUGUACUGGGACGACAAGACGAAAGCAUACUUCGAGUCUCUGAAAUUCCCCGCGAAAGAAGGGGGCAAGCCCUAUUCGUCACGGUACAUCGGGUCAAUGGUCGCAGACGCAUACCGUACGCUCCUGUACGGCGGUAUCUUUGCGUACCCGGCCGACAAGAAGAGCCCCAAGGGCAAGUUGAGAAUCUUGUACGAGUGCGCGCCCAUGGCCAUGGUCAUGGAGAACGCAGGCGGCAAGGCUGUCAACUCGAAGAUGGAAAGGAUGCUGGAGGUCAAGCCUACGAGCAUCCACGACCGAUCGGGCAUCUUCAUGGGUAGUCCCGAGGAGAUGGACAAGGUCCUUGCGGCGCACAAGUAG
Molecule: messenger RNA, 1065 nt
Organism: Exophiala spinifera
Lineage: Eukaryota; Fungi; Ascomycota; Eurotiomycetes; Chaetothyriales; Herpotrichiellaceae
Exons: 4
Coding region: 1-1065 (354 amino acids)
Biological process (GO): fructose metabolic process; fructose 6-phosphate metabolic process; fructose 1,6-bisphosphate metabolic process
Cellular component (GO): cytoplasm; cytosol
Molecular function (GO): fructose 1,6-bisphosphate 1-phosphatase activity
Source: RefSeq, a predicted model, not a curated record